Molecule: messenger RNA, 4509 nt
Organism: Rhopalosiphum maidis (corn leaf aphid)
Lineage: Eukaryota; Metazoa; Arthropoda; Insecta; Hemiptera; Aphididae
Product: homeobox protein OTX1-like
Exons: 8
Coding region: 605-1903 (432 amino acids)
Biological process (GO): regulation of transcription by RNA polymerase II
Cellular component (GO): nucleus
Molecular function (GO): DNA-binding transcription factor activity, RNA polymerase II-specific; RNA polymerase II cis-regulatory region sequence-specific DNA binding
Source: RefSeq, a predicted model, not a curated record
ACAAUCACGUCGUCGUCGUCCUCGUAGUCGUCGUCGUCGUCGCCGCCGCCGCCGCCGCCUGUCGUUGUCGCGUUAUAUCUCGAGACGGUUAUCGCGGUUCGAUCGUUUUCACAACGCCGUAAUAUUAAUAAUAUUUAUUUUCGUAUUUUCGUAUUUUUAUUUUUUGUUUGUUUGUUUCUAUCGAGUACGCGAGAAAACAAUAAUUAAAAUAUCAAAACGAUUUGACUGACACACAACGAUAACUCCGUGUCGUCGUCGUCGCCGCCGCCGCCACCCACUCGACUGCGUACGACGCGACGCGUCCUCUGCCCUUUUCACACCGGCGCCACACGACCCGUCGUUUACGACACAAUCAAAACCGCAGACGGCCCGAGACAGCUCCCGUCCGUCUGCCGCCGCGUCGUCAGCCGAUGUCAACUGCAGCACGGCGCUGUAGUCACGACGCCGCCGUGGUCGGCAGCCGACGUCGCCGCCGCCGAAUCUGUUCCGCCGCCGGUUCGCCCAGGACUACUGGUUGUAGUAGCCACCACCGCCGCCGCCGCUGUCGUUCCGACUGAACAUCUGACCGACGACUGCAAACUGUACGGGGUGUCAUCGACAUCUUAUGUGGCCAAAUAGCCUGUCAUCUGGAUGCAGCCAGGAGAGCGGCGGAGAGUUGGGCGGUUUCCCUGCUACUGCCGCGGCCGCAGCGUUCGCCGCCGCGGGUGGCUCGGGCGGCGCGCCGCCGUCACUAGGCUCAUCCAUGCAGGCCGCCGCCGCUGCGUACCACCUCAAGACUUCUGCGGCGUCUUCGCCGUACGCCAGCGUCAACAGCAUCGGGCUGAUGGACUCGCUGCAGACCAGCAUGGGCUGUUACCCGACAGCAGCUGGCCAGAACUAUCACCACCAUCAUUCCACUACGUUGUCCCUGUUCAAUCACCGUACACAACACAAUUACAGCACAAAACUUGUGGACUGUGUUGGAAACCCAAGAAAGCAGCGGCGUGAACGAACCACAUUUACCCGGACGCAGUUGGACGUGCUGGAAACAUUGUUCGCCAAAACUCGAUAUCCGGACAUAUUUAUGCGUGAAGAGGUGGCCCUGAAGAUCAACUUGCCCGAAUCAAGAGUACAGGUGUGGUUCAAGAACCGGAGGGCCAAGUGCCGGCAACAGGUGAAACAGAACCAGCAGCAGCACCACAACGGCACGGGAACGGACAAGACUGCGUCGUCUAGAAACAACUCGACCGGCAACAACGGGCCGAAAUCAUCGGGUAAAUCUUCGGGUGGCGGUGGAAACGCACCGGUCAACAACAACAACAAAAUGUCACCGACAAUAAACGGCGGUGUGGGCGGUGGUGGCGUGGGCGGCGGCGGCGUAACGAGUUCGACGGCCGGCAACUCGCCCGUGUCCACUGGCACCUCGCUGUCGUCCAGUCGGCAGUCGCCGCCCGGCGGCGGUUCGUCGUACAUUAAGCCGAUACUGAGCGGCACGCCGCCCAUACAACCGCCGCCUUCCGUGUACCACCCGAGUUCCGGCGGUGGAGGUAACACGCCAGGAUCGAUAUGGAGCCCCGCCAUCACGGAGCCACCGUCGGGACUGGUGGAUUUGCACCAUCACAGCACUAGAUCGUCUCCAGUAGGCUCCAGCGGAGGCUACUCGACCAACGGCAGUACAGGUGGCAAUUGCUAUUCAUCUCAUCAUCACCAUCACCAACCGCAUCAUCACCAUCCGCAUCACCAUCACGCGGCGGCUCAUCAUCACCAGAACUACGGCGGUUACUAUUCGAACAUGGACUAUCUGGCGCCACCGCCGACAAUGUCGUCGCAUCAAACAGCCGAAAAUGGUUCGGAGUCGGCUUGGGUGAAGCGCGAGGACGCAUCGUCGUGGUUUUAUAACUCGGCGGGCUGGGAGCGCAAGUAAACAACUGGAGGCCGGAGCCGUCGCACGCCGCCACUUAUGUCUUUCCGCGACGUGGCUGCCGUCAGUCGUGGGUGGAGAUGUACCUUUUAGCGCGGUGGCCUAUACAUAUAUAUAUAUAUAUAUAUAUAUAAUAAUUUCUUGUAAAUACAUUAUCAUAUUCGCGCCGAUGCCGAAGACGACGCUGGCAAACACGCAAAAGCUGCCGGAAAACCAUACACAAAUAUACAUGAAUACCUACUAAAUAUGCCAACACAUCAAAUUAUUUCGACUCGCGUACGCACGUCAGACGUCUGUAGAAUAUUAUGAUAUAGUAUAUAAUAAUAUUUUAUUCUAUGUGUCCGCACCGCCGUGCGUGCGUUUACUGCAUCGGUCCGCAGAUCCAUAUAUUGACGAUCAGAAGUAAAAUCAAACGAAGUGACGACGAGAACAACUCUGAUUCAGUAUAUUAUAUUAAUUAUUAAUAUGUUAUCAUAAAGUAUGUGUGUGUAACCGGUAACGCGUAUAAAUAUGACGUAAAUCGUUGACGUAGCGCAGUGAAACCUCUCUCACAUUAAAUUAAUAAAAUUGUUUUAAUUUUUUCACCAUUUGGUCUCCCGUGAAUAAACGCAUAUGGAUAAAAAUAUUGUAACGUUUUAGGAAACGAUUUCCAAGUACGCGUCUGCCUCCAAAGAACAAUUUUAAAUUUGCUAAAUUAAGACUUUAUAUUAUAUUAAAAAUGUUUUGACAUACACAUACAUAGAUUUCGUAUAUACGUUAACUCAUUCAGGGAUUGAGUGUACAGAGAAGUCCAUUACCUUUUUAUUUUUUCAGAGGUUUCACUGCGCUUAUGAUAUAGUAAUGCGAAUGUCGUGUGUAUAAUAUAAAUCUUCAGUGAUCUCGUUUAACUUGUUAAUUUUCGAUACAAACCGUUAUUGUAUUUGCUACAAAACCUUUUCUUACAUACGCGUGGGUGAUUCGUUAACUUUCACGAGUCAUGUUAAUCGGCCGAUCGAAUAAUUUCGUGUAUCAUUGUAAUCACGUAGUCGAUCUAAAAUAUUCUACAAUAACCGAAUAAUCUGCAACUAAUGUUUAUUUGCAUUUGUAUACUGGUAAAUUCUGGACGGGUUCUGAAAUCACGAAAAUAACAAUAUUUAUCCACUAGAAGAGCACGUAACUCCAAUGUAACAGUAAUAAAAACCGUUAUAUCAACGAAUUUGUUAAAUUGUUGUUGCGUGUAUCGAUCAUAUUAUGUGAUAACAUGCCCAUACUGUACCAUAAAUAAGAAAUUUCUAUUUUGCUCGAUUAUUAGAUUUUUUCCAAUAGUUCGAUCGAUUAUUUAGGAACAAGCCGAUAACCGAUGAUUUAUUAUGAAAUUGCAUAAUCCCCCGGCACUAUACGCGACCACCCCUCGGCCACGCCCAUAAACCAUCGUAUGCAUUCGCGUACGACCGUAUAUUAUGUUAUUGUCGGACGUUAAACCGAACGCGAGAUGAUAUUGUACACACGCUAAUAUAAUAAUAUGACGAUACGACAAGGCAGGGGCGCGGUUUCAGAUUUUCAAUAGGGGUCCGAUCACUUAAUAAUAAGCGAACCACUUUUUUUUCCAUCGCCGGGGGAUUUGCAGUAUGAUAAAAAGGUUAAAAAGCAAGGCUAAUAAAAAAUCAUUGUCACAUCGUCACUAUGAUAAUCUCUAUGUGAUGUUAAAACCAUUUAUUAUUAAAAUUGACUUUUCAACAUUUGCACUUCUAUAUAGCUAGCAUAUAAUUUCCAUAAUUUUCGAGUGGGAAAAUAUUGAUAUAUGUAGUCGACACAUCAAUGAUGUUGCUCAACGAUUGUUUUGCAUAUCCGGGCUACAGGGAAAUUAAGUCACCCGAAAAUGACGUAUCGCUCCUAUAAUAUCGCCAUUAUUAUGGGGGCGGACUAUGUGGGAAAAGUGACUGGUUUUUCUACAAGGAUAUUUGGAGAAUUCAAACAACACGCGUUUUUUUGUUAUAAAAAUAAAUAAGAUAUAUGGCAUAUGUACAUUAUAUGGUUUAUAGUCGCUUAUACCUGCCCAGGCUCUUUUAAUGAUGAUUUUUCAAAUUCCUAGCUAAUAAUACGUCUCUUUUCACAGUUUUUUUUUUUUUCUGAGUGUUGUCAUAUCGAAUUUUAAAGAUCACAAAAAUUAAAAAACUGGAGUCCGCUCUACAAUCAUAUAUACAUGCAUAGAAUAGCGUAAUUGGGAAAAAAUCUAGGGGGAGCAAUAUAAUAUAUUUAUUAUUAUCAAAACCCUGAUAGCCCUCCCUCCCGGUAAAAAUAUAUACCUUUAUCCCUUAAAAAUUGUCAGGGGGCAAAUGUCCCCCUUUCCCCACACAAUUACGCCACUGCAUGCAUAGUAAGUGUAUUAACCAUAUUUUGAGAACAAAAAAGUUCUAAGAUUUUCGAUUUUUAAGAAUAUAUGAAUAUAUUUAUAUAUCAUAUUAUAGUAAAUUAGUCUAUAAUCUAUUUAUACAUCUUCUGAGAUGGCUUUUACAAUAUGGGGUUUUCAUCUUUACCGUUUAUAGCUUCUUUCAGUUAUUUCAAAUCUAGUUUUCAAAACAUUAAGAUGAUUAAACUGCCCAUAUAAAAUGUGUAUAAAAUAUACUGUU